Molecule: messenger RNA, 1332 nt
Organism: Malassezia restricta
Lineage: Eukaryota; Fungi; Basidiomycota; Malasseziomycetes; Malasseziales; Malasseziaceae
Product: acyl-CoA dehydrogenase
Exons: 1
Coding region: 1-1332 (443 amino acids)
Cellular component (GO): mitochondrion
Molecular function (GO): flavin adenine dinucleotide binding; acyl-CoA dehydrogenase activity
Source: RefSeq, a predicted model, not a curated record
AUGUCUAUGCGCACGUUCGCACGCUCGACCAACGCACUGCGCCCUGCUUCGCGCAGCGCUCUGUCAGCACGUUUCAUUGCCUCUGCUCGAGUGCCGCAAGUAGUGCGCGCUCCUGCGAUGCGCUCGUUCUCGACAAGCGUUCAGCGUGCGGAAGAGUUCGAGAACCCAUUCGGCCCCAACUCUCUCUAUAAGCUGACUGAAGAAGAGCAGAUGCUUCGUGAUGUCGUGCGUCGCUAUGCUGAAUCGCAGGUCAAGCCUUUGGUGCAGAAGAUGGAUGAAAACGAGAAGAUGGACCCCUCGAUCAUUAAGGGCCUUUUCGAGCAAGGUUUGAUGGCCAUUGAGACGUCGCCAGAGUUGGGUGGCGCAGGAAGCAGUUUCCUCUCUGCUAUUAUUGUUAUCGAGGAGCUGGCUAAAGUGGAUCCCUCUGUGUCCGUCAUGUGUGACGUGCACAACACGCUUGUGAACACUGUGCUGCGCAAGUACGCCAAUGAGCACCUGCAAAAGAAGUACAUGCCAAGCCUCUCGACGGACAAGCUUGGAUCAUUCUGUCUGUCGGAGCCCAACUCUGGCUCGGAUGCUUUUGCCAUGAAGACCUCAGUGAAGAAGUCGGACGACGGUAGCCAUUACAUUAUCAACGGUUCCAAAAUGUGGAUUACGAACAGUGGUGAGGCUGAGUUCUUUAUUGUCUUUGCUCAGGGUGACCCAUCUAAGGGUUACAAGGGUAUUUCUGCUUUUGCUGUUGAGAAGGAGAUGGGCGUGGAGAUUGGCAAGAAGGAAAGCAAGCUGGGUAUCCGUGCCUCGAGCACUUGCACGGUGAACUUUGAUAACGUCAAGGUGCCCGCUGAGAACCUCAUCGGCGAGGAGGGUCGUGGCUACAAGAUUGCUAUCGAGAUCCUCAACGAGGGUCGUGUCGGUAUCGGUGCACAGAUGGUGGGUCUAGCGCAAGGUGCCUUUGACCGUGCUCUGGCUUACACGCACGACCGUGAGCAGUUCGCCAAACCGAUCGCCAAGUUCCAAGGCUUGCAAUUCCAAAUGGCCCAAGUUGCCACUGAGAUCGAGGCUGCCCGUCUGAUGGUAUACAACGCUGCUCGUCUGAAGGAAGAGGGCCGUCCCUUCACGAAGCAGGCCGCUAUGGCCAAGCUGUAUUCGAGCCAGGCAGCUGAGCGUGCCGCGGGCCGUGCUAUCGAAUGGUUUGGUGGCAUUGGCUUCACUCGCGAGCAGGGUAUUGAGAAGUACUGGCGUGACAGUAAGAUCGGUGCUAUUUACGAGGGCACCAGCAACAUUCAGCUGAACACGAUCUUCAACCUUACCGCAAAGGAGCACGGCUUUUAA